AACGAGUUUCCUUUCUACUCUAUGAUGGCGGGUAAGCGAAAAAUAAGGAAAAGGGUGAAAAAAAAAAAAAAAAAAAACUUCCAUCUAUUAUCCGAGCGAGGUGAGAAGCCGAAAAUCACAGAACAAAAUAGGAAGAAGAUGGGGGAUCUCUACGCUUUGGACUUCGAUGGAGUUCUCUGCGAUAGCUGCGGAGAAAGCUCUCUUUCUGCUGUUAAGGCUGCUAAAGUAAGAUGGCCUGGAUUGUUCGACGAUGUGGAUUCCAGUUUGGAGAAUUGGAUUGUGGAUCAGAUGUACACGGUCCGCCCUGUGGUUGAAACUGGAUAUGAGAAUUUAUUGCUGGUGAGGUUGCUGUUGGAGAUGAGAUUACCCUCAAUUAGGAAGUCUUCGGUUGCAGAAGGGCUCACAGUUCAUGGAAUAUUGGAGAAUUGGUCAAAACUCAAACCAGUCAUCAUGGAAGAAUGGCGAGAGAAUAGAGAUGCUCUCAUAGACCUUUUUGGAAAGGUUAGAGAUCAAUGGAUUGAUGAGGACUUAGCAACUUGGAUCGGUGCAAAUAGAUUUUAUCCAGGUGUUUCUGAUGCUCUGAAGUUCUCAAGCUCUAGGAUAUACAUAGUUACCACAAAGCAGGGUCGAUUUGCUGAGGCUCUACUACGAGAACUUGCUGGAGUGACCAUACCACCAGAAAGAAUAUAUGGUCUAGGAACAGGUCCAAAGGUAGAAGUUUUAAAGAUGCUUCAAAAGAUGCCUGAGCACCAAGGAUUGAAACUGCACUUUGUGGAAGAUCGAUUGGCUACCCUAAAGAAUGUCAUCAAAGAGCCAGAAUUAGAUGGGUGGAAUAUAUAUCUGGUGGACUGGGGAUAUAACACACAGAAAGAGAGAGAGGAAGCAGCAGCGAUUCAAAGGAUUCGACUUCUUCAGCUAUCUGACUUCAGUACGAAGCUCAGGUAGUACUCUUCAUUGUUCCCAGUUGAUAUUUAUGUAUCCUUUUUGCAGAUGAAUGCUAUUCUUAAUUGUCCAAUACAUACUUUGAAUUGAUAUUCAAAUUUAAUAAUUAUCUUUUCUUUUACUCUUU
Molecule: messenger RNA, 1069 nt
Organism: Benincasa hispida (wax gourd)
Lineage: Eukaryota; Viridiplantae; Streptophyta; Magnoliopsida; Cucurbitales; Cucurbitaceae
Product: ribosomal RNA small subunit methyltransferase G
Biological process (GO): SNARE complex assembly
Cellular component (GO): endosome; lytic vacuole
Molecular function (GO): SNARE binding
Source: RefSeq, a predicted model, not a curated record